GUAAACGAGAUACUAUACCACAGUUAAAAAAACGUACAUAAACAAAUUUAUCUAUAAAUAGAUACACGUCGGUGCAUUCAAAAGAAGCUAGGUUUGGCCGAUAGUAUCUAGGGAUAAAAUGGAUUUAAUACUUCAUGAAUAAGGAUUAAUGUCAUUGAGUGGCUGUAGGCAUUUAUAACGAACAUACCUCUCUACAACUGCAGUUGAAAAUGACUAUGAAUAUCAACGUCGUCGGCCUAUCUAGCUACGCAAGAGAUGUUUAUAACCGUUUUGGUGUAGGCAAAUCUUGCCUUUGUAACAGAUUUAUGCGCCCAUCAGCUGACGAUUAUAUCACCAAUCACCGGUCUAGAAUCAGUUUUGCAGACUUUUAUGGAAGUGCGGUGUAUAAGAACCACUUUCUUUACUGGGGUGAAUCAACAAAUCAUUUUAUGCCGAAAAAUAUUAAAUUUAGAGUGUUUGAACAAACAGUAUUCAUUGACGAGUUUGUGGCGUAUCCUUUUGAAAGUAAAUCUUCCUACCUUCAACGCUGUAUGACAAGGUCGAUACAUUUAGCUGGAAAGGCAGUGUACCAUGGACCAAAUAGUCUUGAUUGUGAGCAAAGUUCGAAAUCGCAAUCUGCCACUGAGAAGUUCAACGUUGACGGUAUUUUAUGCUGCGUUGAUGUAAAUAAAUUCAACGAUAACAUUGAUGAUCAGUUGAUAUUUACUACGGAAAUACUCAAAUAUGGUAUAAAAACCAUGAUCCCAGUUGUUGUUGUCACAACAAAAAAUGAUGAAAGAGAUGAGGACUCCAGCAACAAAGUUAAAACACUUGUUUCCCGAGAGCAGUUUAAGGACAAAUGCAUUCUUGUAGAAUCAUCGUCACAUUUGAAUGUCAAUGUAGAUACCGCAUUUCAUGCACUUGCCACGCACAAGAAGAUGUUACGCAAAAGUAAAGACCGACCAAUGGUGGUUGCAUUCGGUCCGUCAGACGUAAGAAGGAAGGAAGUUCUUAAACUAGCAAGAAAUGAUAUGAAUAUUCUGGUACAAAAUCUCCUUCCACGCUUUAAAUGGACUGAGGGUCUUGAACAUGCCUUUAAGGUAAUAUCUAAAUACACUGCGUAUGGAAAUUUCUUACAUGAAUACGGAUAUCGACAGACAAAAAGGGUUGUGGAAGAAGGACUUCUUCAAGAGCUGAAGCAAAAAUACAUUGAGAUGUUCUCAAAGCAGUACUUACCACAACUGCUGCGCGCCAACGUUAAAACUUUGCAGUGUUUACAAAACAGGACAGUCGAGGAAUGUAUCGUGGCCCUUGUCAAAGUUGCAGAUCAUACUCACUACAACCAGACAUUUGGAUGCUUUCCUCGCCUUUUAGAACAACUGCAUUUCAACGACGUUUUGCGACAAGAAGGAUUUCAAACGGAGAUCGCUUUGUCAUUAUCUGCAAAGCAGAUAUUUGCAAAGCACGUUGAAACUUUGGAACAAAGGGAUACGCAGGACAAACUGAAAGCUGAGUUUUUGGAGUUGCUUUUUGAGAGACCAUAUGCAUUUCAAAAUAGCCACAGGAGUAGUUCAUUUGAAUAUGAAGACAUAUUGGACAUUUGUUGCUACCUAAAAGAUGAUUGCAGAUAUCGGAAUCUAGACGAUUAUGAAGAUCUACGAACGACUAUUCUCUUGAAUCAUGUCAUGUUCCUGGAACAUCCGAGUAUUGAAAGAUGUCCUUUCCACCAUCCCCUUCAAGGACAAUGUACUAGUUGCGUAGAUUGCCAAGUUGCAGCAUUGCUACCCGAGUGUUUGAAACAGCCUGCUUUUCCAUCCUGUCACACACGAUGCUCUGGCGUAGUACGGCUACUUGUAGUGAUGCAAUGCGGAGAUCCAUUUGACAUCAAGAUCCCUUUGGCGCCAUUCUUGCACAGGACGUCACUCCAAGAAACCUCGCACAUAGAUUUAAAGAAUCGAACUGAUACGGAGCUGAUUCGGAACACAUUUAUUUCAAGGGCUGUUGACACAAAGAAUGCAAACGAGUAUGAAAUCAAAGUUACCGUUACUUCGAGUCAUAAACUUGACACUUCACUGAACACAUCAGAUAUAGAUGCAUGCAUACUUGUAUAUAGCGCAGAGCGACCAGCUUCCAUCGUUUGCAUUGAACAAAUCGUUGGUAGUGUGGAUCCGUCUAUUUCGAUGCUUGUAAUGGCAAUAUUGAAAGAGGAAAAUUAUUCUCAAAAGGAAACUAGUCGAUUGAUUCGAAGGGGCAUCCAUAUUUCUGAAUGUCACAAUGCCAUGUUUAUACGGAUGUCAGACAGCCCGACCUCAAAUGUUUCAGAUUUAGACAAUGUAUAUGAAAAUUAUCUGCGGUUACUGACGAAUGAAAACAUGAGAAGAACUUCCCGAAGUUGCACAAGCAAGCUCAAGACAAGUUUAGAUGUUGGAGCACAGAUGACAAGAAAUAGAUUUAAGGCUCCAAAGCCAGAAAAUGUGAUACAUGAAGAAAGUACCGACUCUGAAACAACCUGUUCAUACUCCGAGCACCCUUCAAGUGACAGAGUGAACUCUUGGUCCUCAACAGAUGUGUCAAACUUUGAAAGACUCUCACUUUGUACAAAUACAUCAUCUUCAACUGAAUCAGUAUCAACGUUUGAGAACAUGUCACGAUGUUCGUCAGUGGGGAAUCUUUCCUUAUCAUUAACCUCAAUGAGUGUAAUUCCUGAGGAUGCCCAGUCUCUUUUAUACGUUGAGCCCUUCAAGCUUGCACUAAGGACACAUAACUACAGUGCCGACAGCAUCUGUCAGGACGAAGAAACGCACAGGAAAUGCUUAGAGCCUGACACUUGCGUAAGAAAUCAAAUAGGUACAUCCACUAGAUUGAGUGAAAUUGAGGACGAGUUGAAUGUUUAUCAACGAAACAGAAGUAUGGAAAAUGAAAUGCUAACAAUACGGGACUGUUUAACACUUGAAACGGAGGCUGUUCUCAAAGAAAUUCAUCUACAAUCGCAACGUGUGACAGAAACAGUUGAAAAUGCUGCAGCAAAAGCUGGCCAUCAUAGAAAGAAAACCAAAAUAACGUACAGACGAGUGCGACAGACUGAAUCAUCGAUACUGGAAACCGCUGCAAAAUGCAAUAGUACAAGGGAUGAUGUGCGAAGUACUUACAGGCGCUUUAAGAAGUCAAAUAGAAAGGCCCAAAUAGAGUCCGAGGACACUUUGCAACGUAUACAAAAAAUUGUUGAUGAUCUACACGAUCAGAAAAGGAAGAGACCCUCACGAAUAUUUAAAGGAUUUAAUUGUUUCCGUACUUAAAUAACACUACCAACAAGACGAAGAAGAAUCCAAAGGUUAUUGGUUUCUAAUACCAGUAUUUGAUUUCCGGACUAGACGUAUGUCAGUUUGGUUGGUGGUCACAAAGCCGAACAAAGGGGAUUUCUACCGGCACUCCGGUUUCCCCAGCAACACAAGACCACACUCUUGAACAGCAUUGUGCCAAUGAGAGUGACUGCGCAUCAUUUACAAACACUUUCUUCAUUAUCAUUGUAAAUCAACUAUUGUUUUAAGUAAACCUUAGACGUGUAUAGGUCCAAAAUAACAAAACGGUUUGAAUGUGAAAGAAUUGAUUUGACGAAGGUAAAUGUAAAAAAAAACAAGACAUCCGCAAAUUGUCAAAUUUGUAGUAUAAUUUUGACUAAACAAUCCAAGCAUAUUCUUCAGGUGGACAAAAGCUGUCUUACCAUUCUAUGGUUGUGAUCUUUUAAUUGCUUGUUUUUUUUUACUUUUACAUAUUAUAAUAUUUGUUUCCGAAUGAUAUGGGAAACGGCGAUAAUGUAAAGGCAAUAAUAAUAUGAGGUCAUCUUGUUUACCACCACAAACAUGCGUUAUUCCAUCACAAUCCAACGUUUUUUCAACCUCUUCACCUUGUAUAACGUUUGGACACGGUUAAAUGCCUCUUUAAAAAGAUAUUAAACUAUUCGUAUGUAUGAUACACGACCAUUUUUGUUCAACAAGAAAGGAAAGCUCAAAAUAUAUGAUACACUCGUAGCUAUGGCCAGGCUCACAAGCAUGACCGAAAUUACAUGCUUUAUAGAAAACGGGAAAAGCAUUGUUUCUUACUAUGCAUAUUAAAACAUAUGUUGUUUUUAUUUUGUUUAUGUUUAUAAAUUACAUUUGUGUCUUUCCUUGACAAGUUGCUCUUGUAAAACAGUGAGAGUACCUAAAAGUGCGAUGGAAAUUCGAACAAAUGCAAUUGCAGUUGCCAUACUUUUGUAUUUACUAGCUCAAAUAAACGACAUUUGCCAAUGUCAUUUUAAUAGA
Messenger RNA from Mya arenaria, 4280 nucleotides. RefSeq names its product rho GTPase-activating protein 190-like. The record is from RefSeq and is a predicted model, not a curated record. The transcript is spliced from 13 exons. Bases 210 to 3275 code for a protein of 1021 amino acids. NCBI's taxonomy places the organism in Eukaryota, Metazoa, Mollusca, Bivalvia, Myida, Myidae.